GAGAGAGACGACAAUGAGAAGAUUGACAUUGAACAGAAAGCGAAUAGGUUUGGUAUUCCACUGUCUCUGCGGAUGAUAAAGAAGAAGCAAAAAAGGCAAGAGGGUAGUCUCUGCUCUGGAGACUUGCAUGGGAUUAUGUGCAAAGAGAAAUGAGCAAUUCAUUUAUUUGGCUAUUACAGCAAGUGUGCUCAAGGACAUCUACUCUUUUGGUUUAUGUGAUGAUACUUCUAGCUAAUUUCACUGCAAACUCCAUGUGAUGAUACUUCUGCCGCUGCCAUUCUAUCGUCAAGGUUACCUACUGAGAUUAUCACGGAGACCAUUCCAUUUACAGAGGAAGAUGGUAGAGAAGAAUCAAGGAGUGAUUGUUCUACUUCAGUCUAAUAUCCUAGCGUCCGUCGUUCCUGAUAACCUGCUAGAAGGUUCUUGGGAAGUGACUGCUGAGGUGGCGGGCUUGUGGAAAUCAAUGGUCGAGGAAGCUUCGAGAAUGCUAGCGAAAUCACAUAAGGAGGGGGAUUAUUUCAGAAUGAACCUCCUUUACCAAAUGGGUUUAGCUGAGGAGCCAAAUAAUCCACUUCUGCUUUUAAAUUAUGCCCAGUUUCCUCACCUUGUGCUAAGGGACCAUGACAGGGCUGAGGAGUGCUUCAAGCGUGCUAUCCAAGUAGAACCGCCAGAUGCUGUGGCACUGACUCGAUAUGCAGACUUCUUGUGGAAAGUGAGGAGAGAACUCUGGGAGGCAGAAGAGCGAUACCAGCAAGCAAUGGCAGCUGAACCCGGCAAUCCUUAUCAAGCAUCCAAAUAUGCUAAUUUCCUUUGGAGCACUGGUGGUGAAGACGCUUGUUUUCCUCUCAGCGGCUCAUUUGACAACUACAAGGGUUCACAAUCCAAUAGAGAUAAUACAUCGUAAGAGCACAGAUGUUUCCUGGUUUUUGCUCAUUCCAUCCAUCUCCCAUUUUUUUUACUGUAUUAGACCAAGUAACACCUGAGAGAAAAUAUAGAGGAAGCAGAGGCUUGGUGUCUUCUGAUGCUUUUUUGAAACGCAGAGAAAAAUCAACUAUGCUUGGAAACAACUACGAGAAAAUAAGGUACGAUCUAGAGGUAAACAACUAGCUUAGUUGAUAAAAUGUCCUCUGAUUGUUGUACCUAUGGACUUGAGGUUGGACCCUGCCAGGGAGAGGAAGGUUAAGUACAAAGGAAGGGUUACUCUUUGUUAUGUAACCUGAUAGAGGAUGGUUAAGUACAAGAGAAGGGUUACUCCCUGUUGUGUAACUUGAUAGAGGAUGGUUAAGUACACUUGUGUAACCUGAUUGCUUGAACGGGGAAAAAGGGGGUAAUGAUACUUACGAUUGCUGUAAAUAUAGAUGAUUUCUGUCAAUCGUUUGUGGGAACUUUCAAUGUUUCGCAUGUGACUGUAAUAAUGAUGAGUUCUAAAC
Molecule: messenger RNA, 1430 nt
Organism: Rubroshorea leprosula
Lineage: Eukaryota; Viridiplantae; Streptophyta; Magnoliopsida; Malvales; Dipterocarpaceae
Source: the annotation of a GenBank genome assembly